Sordaria macrospora k-hell is the source of this 615-nucleotide messenger RNA. Lineage: Eukaryota; Fungi; Ascomycota; Sordariomycetes; Sordariales; Sordariaceae. The record is from RefSeq and is a predicted model, not a curated record.
AUGAGUGGCUGAAGUAAUUACUCAGGUACGGUAACAAGCCUUAAGAUGAGUGAAAACAAAAUGGAUAAUCGCGGAUCUAAGUCAGUAGUAAUCGAUAGUAAUUCUACUGUAAAAGAGCAACGAGUAGACGGCAGUUGAUCCAUAAAGUCACAUUUAAUGGAUUUAAGAUGUACUCUAAGGGGUUUCGAAAGAAACAGAGGUAUAAAACUCGGUUUCAACCUGCAACAAGGUUGAAACUCUGCUAAAAUCCCAUCUAAGCAAUUCGAUUUAAAAAAAAUUUCUACCUAUAAUUCCACUCUACGAGUAAAUCCUUGAGUCUGAUCUGGUUUAAUAGAUGGUGAGGGUUCAUUUAACAUAAUAGUGGAUAGAAAUAAAAGUCGUAAAUUAGGUUGACGUGCUCAAUUGAAAUUUCAAUUAAGUCUACACACAAAAGAUCUUAACUUAUUAUAUCUAUUACAACAAUACUUGGGUGGUAUUGGUUCUAUUCAUUUAGCUCGAAACCGAGAUAUAGUUAAUUAUUCAAUAGAUUCAAUUGAAGAUUUAAAUAAACUUAUUAUUCAUUUAGAAAAUUAUCCGUUAUUAACUCAAAAAAGCCGCGGAUUUUUUUUUAUUUAA